Messenger RNA from Purpureocillium lilacinum, 1152 nucleotides. RefSeq lists its product as uncharacterized. The record is from RefSeq and is a predicted model, not a curated record. Gene Ontology annotation, cellular component: membrane. NCBI's taxonomy places the organism in Eukaryota, Fungi, Ascomycota, Sordariomycetes, Hypocreales, Ophiocordycipitaceae.
AUGAGCGCGCCACCGCCCACCGUCGCCCCUCCGACGGGCACCUUCCACCUCGAUGUCGAGGCCAUAUCAGGAAUUUGCGGCUCGGUGUCCAUUGCCUGCUGGGUUGUCGUGUUCUCACCGCAGAUCAUCCAGCAGUUCCAGCAAGGCAAUGCCGACGGCCUCUCCAUACAGUUCAUCAUCAUCUGGCUGCUGGGCGAUGUCUUUAACAUUCUCGGCGCCGUGCUGCAGGGCGUCCUUCCCACCAUGAUCAUCCUGGCUGUCUAUUACACGAUAGCCGACAUUGUCCUGCUGGCCCAGUGCUUCUACUACCGGGGCUUCACCUGGCGCGACGAGCUGACGCCGCCACCGAAGACGGCUGCCAACAACGUCGGCGAGCCGACCGAACGCACCUCGUUGCUGCCGCAUCAACAUGAGCAGCACCACGAGCACCACGAGCACCACCACCCAUACAACCCCGACUACUACCACCACCAUCACGACCGGCGCGGCUCCGACUGGACCGGCCUGUCGCCCGCCGUGCCGCAUGUGGCCGAGUCUCCCGUCCCGCCCCCGCCCCCGACUGCUCUGCAGACCAUCGCCUGGAACACGCUUGUCGUCGUCAUGGUGUGCGCCGCGGGCGUGCUGGGCUGGUUCCUCGGCGAAAAGGCCACGAGCGGCAAGGAGAAGCCUCACGACGACGCCGGCGCCUCGCUCGAGUUCAACGUCUGGGGCCAGUUCUUCGGCUAUCUGUGCGCCGUCGCGUACAUUGCUUCGCGCAUGCCCCAACUGAUCCUCAACUGGCGCCGCAAGACGACCGAGGGCCUGAGCAUGCUCUUCUUCCUCUUCGCCUGCCUCGGCAACAUCACAUACGUCCUGUCGAUCUUCGCCUACGACCCCAAGUGCCCCGGCGGCACGUGCGAACCCGGCGAGGCAAGCCGCAUCUACGGACGGUACAUCCUGGUCAACCUGAGCUGGCUGGCUGGCAGCCUCGUCACCCUGCUCAUGGACAUUGGCGUCUUUGUGCAAUACUUUAUCUAUCAGACGGAGGAGGAGGAGGAGUUGUCGCGGGACGUGUUUGAGGAGACGGCGUGGCCAGUCUCGAGGCGUGGCUCUGAGGAGCAGCAGCAGUGGGAUAACCGUCCCUUGCUUCAGCGCGGCGACUCGGGCAUGUGA